AUGUCGGACGAUAAGCGUAUCUCUAGCCAGCAGGCCCUCUAUGAGGUUGGCAUGCCAAACCGUCGUUCCGUCCUCGGCGAUGCCUACGUCAACAACGCCCUUGCCAAGGGAAGCACCGAAUUCGCCAAAUCUAUGCAGGAGUUCACCACUGCCUACUGCUGGGGUGCUGUCUGGGGACGACCUGGGCUUGAGCGCCGUGAGCGCUCGCUGAUCAAUCUCAGCAUGCUCGCUGCCACCGGCAAAGUCCACGAAUUGGCCGUACACACCCGGGGUGCUGUGAACAACGGACUGUCCGCCACUGAGAUCCGUGAGGUUCUCGUCCAGGUCUGCAUUUACAUGGGCGUGCCCGCUGGCAUGGAAGCUUUUAAGGCGGCGGAGAAGGUGCUUGUUGAUAUGGAAGCGGAAGGUAUCCCUAUCAAGCCUUGA
Molecule: messenger RNA, 426 nt
Organism: Penicillium cosmopolitanum
Lineage: Eukaryota; Fungi; Ascomycota; Eurotiomycetes; Eurotiales; Aspergillaceae
Exons: 1
Coding region: 1-426 (141 amino acids)
Molecular function (GO): peroxiredoxin activity
Source: RefSeq, a predicted model, not a curated record